Molecule: messenger RNA, 2248 nt
Organism: Fundulus heteroclitus (mummichog)
Lineage: Eukaryota; Metazoa; Chordata; Actinopteri; Cyprinodontiformes; Fundulidae
Gene: pex19
Product: peroxisomal biogenesis factor 19
Exons: 8
Coding region: 73-951 (292 amino acids)
Biological process (GO): protein import into peroxisome membrane
Cellular component (GO): peroxisomal membrane; peroxisome
Source: RefSeq, a predicted model, not a curated record
GCAGCUCUCGGAGUCGUUCGGAAACAUUCGGAGACGUUCGCCGGACCGGUAGCGUGCAGGCUUCUGAACAUCAUGGCGUCAGGAACGGGAGAGUCGUCCGGCGGACACGAUCCAGAACUGGACGAAUUGUUGGACAGUGCAUUGGAUGAUUUUGACAAAGCAUCUGCAGCUUCGGCGCCUGAGCCGGCGGCUGCUUCAUCGUCUGCCAGCAGCGCUGCUGAGAAGCCUCCUCUAUUGGAGGACAACAAACUUUUUGAGACUCUCUUUGAGGGGGACAUGGCGGCCCAGGCCAAGGAAGAGUGGGAGAAGGCCAUGACGGAGCUGGCCCAGGAGGAACCAGAACUCCUGCAGCACUUCCACAAACUAUCGGAGGCAGCGGGAAAAGUUGGUACUGACACUGCCUCCCAGCAAGAGUUCACCUCCUGUCUCAAAGAAACGCUUCGAGGCCUCGCCAAGAACGCAGACAACCUGCAGUCGUCGGGGCUAGCCGGGGAUGACCUGGUGAAAGCGCUGGAAGGUCUGGGCCUGGAUGAAGGAGGGGAAGGAGGAGGCGAAGAUGGCAACAUCCUCCCCAUCAUGCAGUCCAUCAUGCAGAACCUCCUCUCUAAGGAAGUCCUCUAUCCGUCUCUCAAAGAGAUUACCACCAAGUAUCCAGAGUGGCUGGAAACCAACAAGUCGAGCUUAAGUGCUGAGGACCACCAGCGUUACCAGCAGCAGGCUAAGAUCAUGGGAGACAUCUGUCAGCUCUUUGAGAAGGAGGAGGAGGAGGCGGCGGAUAAAGAGCGAACGUUCGAGUGCAUCAUGGAUCUGAUGCAAAAGCUGCAGGAUCUAGGCCAGCCACCUAAGGAGUUGGCAGGAGAUGCGCCUCCCGGCUUCAACUUUGACAUGGACUCCCUCAACCUCCCAGGUGUGGGCGGGGCCGGAGCGGCGGAGCAGUGCUCCGUCAUGUGACGAGGUGGCGUUGUGGUCCAUCAGAAGAUCUGACGCCAAACGGGUCGCCCUGUGUGUUUUAGCAGCAGGGGGGGGAGGAGACUUUAGAGAGUGAGACACGGUUCAGGAAGGAGUGUGACGAGACCGCAGACGCUAUUCAUGGAGGAGGUGUUUGGAAACAACAGGCGGUGCUGCCAAAACCAAAAGGAAAUAAAAAAAAUCACACCUUCUAACGCCUUUAAAAGAUAUUUGCAAUAGUUGGUUAUUGGUUUCAGAAAGCCUCCCCCCCACUACUAAUUUUAACAGGAUCUCCUGACAACGAUGAUCUCCAUGAUAAUUUUACCCACCGUUGGGCCUCCUGGUUCAUCAUCCUGGUCAAGGUUUAAACGGUGCCUUUUCACGGGGAGCUUUUUUUUUUUAAAUCUUAGAAAAUAAAGACUCUGCUGCUGCUCAGCUGACUAAUUCCGUUUUAAUGACGUGAUAAAAGUUGUGAAGAUGGAUCAUUAAUAGUUUGGACAAACCAAAUUGUUGUUAGAAACCUAGCAUUUGCACAAUAUCGGGAUAAAUAUAAAGCCGCGAGGAGGCUUACGAUCCAUUCCCCUACUGUUAUGCCCCAUCCCCAGGUGUUAAUUUGAAGUGAUGGACCUGAUUCCCGGAUGCCUCUGCUGUGGUUACGCUGAUCAUUAUAGUGUUGAAUUACUGUGCAAAGUGCUUCCUGUGUGAUUCUUAGUGUGUUUUUUUUUUUUUUUUUUUAAUAUGCAGUGAUGGAGCAGGGUAAAAACAAAAACGCCCAGAGUGAGAUUUUAGAGCGUUAAUCACGUGAACGGAUUAUGCCCUUUGUGUCCUUUCCAGAAAUGUGAGAGGCCGUAUUCGUAAACAUCGUAUUGUGCCACACGAGGACAGAAACGCGUGUUCACACUCAGAUGGACUGUUUGGUAACACAUCGACACCCUGAUGUUUGCAAACUUUUGGCUCCGGCUACUGGGCUUGUUUAUUCCAGCCUACACAUUUCAUCGGUGGACAAAGGCUUUCCUCUGUAAUAAUAGAGAGGGGUCCAGAAAUAACAUGGCCGUCGGCCCGUCUGUGACUGCACAAUAAAAGGGUCCUGUCAAAGGAUUUAAGCUAUGCACUGAGCAGAGAUCAGACGUGCAUCAGAAGCAGCUGGACGAGAAGCUGCCCUGGACGUUUGGUCACAUGGUGGGGUUUACGCUAAUUAGCUCUCAGGGCUAACCCUGAGAAUAAAUGGCAUACAACCUGGUAUGACACUAUUGUGUUUUGUAAAUGUAAUUAUUAAAACAUUGAUAUGUGUAUAGAAAUA